This is a messenger RNA of Drepanopeziza brunnea f. sp. 'multigermtubi' MB_m1, 375 nucleotides long. RefSeq lists its product as uncharacterized. The record is from RefSeq and is a predicted model, not a curated record. NCBI's taxonomy places the organism in Eukaryota, Fungi, Ascomycota, Leotiomycetes, Helotiales, Drepanopezizaceae.
AUGGGCAAGAACCGCAAAGAAAAACUCCCUCAGAUCCCCUUGGCCCAAGCCGAUCGAUCCGGUCCGAAAGCCCCAACUCUCCUCGACAUCGCAGAGCAGCGAGGAAUCCUAAGGGACUAUGCUGGGAAGCCAGACACGGCUUCUCUCGAAGCCCGUGAUAGAGGCAACGAUGAGAAAGAAGCUCUGGUCGGCAGACUGGGCGACUCGAUCUUAUGGAGUAUAAGCUUGACCAUGCUGCAUUUUACCCUCGAUGUGCUGGUCACGCACCAAUACAAUAUAGAUGGUAUCGUAUGGCCCGGCAUUAUAUGGCGGACUGUACAGGCUCUUCCAGGCAAGUCCUCCCCUUCCAUCUCCUUAAUCUUGGGGAAAAUCUGA